This is a messenger RNA of Coregonus sp. 'balchen', 26878 nucleotides long. The record is from the annotation of a GenBank genome assembly. NCBI's taxonomy places the organism in Eukaryota, Metazoa, Chordata, Actinopteri, Salmoniformes, Salmonidae.
AAGAACUUUGAAGAUGAGGACUCUGUGGACGGGGGCCGGUCCUCCUCCUCCGCAUCGUCCUCCAAGGCGCCCCCCAGUGGGAGGAGGACUGUAGCUGCAGCUUCUGUCCGGAGACCCAGCUCUGCCACUGGACCCGGCAAGAUCUCAGCUAAAGAUGCUGCUGCAGGUGCUGUUGACGAGGAGGACUUCAUCAAGGCUUUUGAAGAGGUUCCUACUAUCCAGGUAACCUGCACAGAUAGGGGCGACGUGUGUGUGUUUACAGUAUAAAUUGCCAUCAACCCCAGUCUGACUCCUGUCCUUGUCUCUUCUCUCCUCUCCAGAUCCACUCCAACAGAGAGAUGGAAGACAACCUCUCCAAGGUCCGGGAGGUUCUGUCUGACGACAAAAACGACUGGGAGCACAGAGUUGUCGCUGUAAGGACCAAACACACAAAUGAUCAGUCUCUAAAUGAACAUUUCAGCACCUCAUACUGUGUAUUCUUGCAGUCAGAAACGAUGGUUGUAGCGUAAUAUUGUUAUUUGUGUUUCCUUUUUUCUAGCUGAAGAAGGUGCGUUCUCUGCUCCUGGCUGGAGCACUGGAUUAUGAUAGUUUCCCUCAGCAGCUCCGUCUUCUGGAGGCCCCUCUGAAGCUGUCGGCUAAAGACCUGAGGUCCCAGGUGGUACGAGAGGCCUGCAUCACACUGGGGUAAGGACCUGCAGACAAAACAGCUUUCAACCUCUGUCUUCCACUUCUAUACCAAGUGGAGUUAACUACACUGUUAAACCUAUCUGUUCCAAGAGCUGCUGUCUCAGACUCGGGUUGAGUAUGGUUGACCUGGAGAUGUAGACCGUGAUUAGAGAUGUAGCAGCUCAGUGAAACUGGUGGAAAGCGCCUGGUCUCGCCUGGCCUGGUUUGUCAAUCCAUCAACCUGAUGCUCUUUAUAUGUGUAUCUUGACUCUCUGCUCUGUUGCAUGUCAUCACUACCACAUUAGGAGCACAUCACUGACUGACAAUUAACAACUCUGAGUCUGGAAAACGUGUAGGCUGCUACUACUACUGCUCCAUAUCUAAGUACGGGUACACUAGUCUAGAACCUCAAAUCAAAUGUUUCUGUGGAGAUUUGAAAACUGAUUGAUAUUGAUUUGAUGUCUUGAAUCUCUCCCCUCUCCUCUUCAGAUACCUGUCCACGUUGCUGGGCAACAAGUUUGACCACUGUGCAGAGACCCUGAUGCCCACACUGCUCAACCUGGUGCCCAACAGUGCCAAGGUCAUGGCCACGUCUGGGGUGGCAGCCAUACGCCUCAUCCUCAGGGUGAGUACUGUACACACACAUAUGCACAGGCAAUCAUAAAUGUCAGGGGUUGACCAACAGUAGAUGAGUGUGAUUCAUGCAUUUGCUACUGUAAAAAACAUUUUGUUAUGUAUUUAUACUCAGUUGGAAUGAUAUCUGGUUGCAAGAUGAUGUGUUGUUAAGACACUUGGAGGUGUGAAAUAAACUGUAUUGGAAGAUCUCUGGGACCUCCUCCUCUUCUCUUCCAGCACACACACUACUCACGUCUCAUCCCCAUCAUCACUAGUAACUGCACGUCCAAAUCAGUGGCCGUCAGAAGGUAACGACUCAAGGAUCUUCUGUGUGAUAUAUUAUUUUGUGUGAAAAUCUUCUAGCUUUUCCUGAGGUUUCCCUUAUAAUGUGUUAACUCAUCAUGUCUUCUCUCUCCAGGCGCAGUUAUGAGUUCUUAGAGCUGUUAUUACUAGAGUGGCAGACGCACACACUGGAGAGGUAAGCACACACCCUUUCAGCAUCCACGCUGCAUGCUAAUACUAUUUAUCUAGGACAUAAACACUAACAACAGACUGUAGCAUGCUUGUCUGCUUUUCUGCUCAGGAUCCAACCAGUAUUUGUGUUUGUGUACGGAUGUAGGAUCUUAAUUUGAUCUCCUUGUUGCAGGAGAACUGCAAUGCAGGAUAUUUAAAACGUGUAGUGUAUUUGAGGUUUAAAAAGGCUUCUGAAGUUUUUCACUUAGAAAUUUCCCUUACGAAAAACAUAUCAACCCCUAAAAAAAAUUCCAUUCAUUAUAAUCCACAUAAUAAUUCAUAUUUCCUGUUGCUGCUGCACUUUAGAUUUCCCCCUCUCCUCUCCUCCUCUUCUCCUCUCUCCUCACUUCUCUUCUCCUCUCUGGCGUGUGACAUUUACUUUAAGUAGUUGGGUGUUGGUUGACUGGGCGACUGAUGAUCCCUAGUUAAAUUUAUGAUGCUGGAGGGCUGGAGCGAGCCACGACAACCCUGCUGAGAUUUUAAAACGCAUGUAGAAAGCGUGCUGUGUGGUCACUUUCCCCCUGUGGAGAAGGAGAGUGGAGAAUAGAAAAAGAGAGGAGUGUAUACUGAAGUCUCAGGGGAAAUGAGGAAGUCUGUGUGUCCUCUCCAUUGGUGUAGUUGUGGUUUCCUGGCUGCUGUACCUGAAGUUGUCUCUGUCAUGUUUCCCUACUAUCCCACCAGGCACGUGACUGUUCUGACUGAAACCAUCAAGAAAGGGAUCCAUGAUGCUGACUCAGAGGCCAGAUCUGUCGCGAGAAAGUAAGUUCUUUGGUUGUUUAUUUUUGUAAAUUAGUCAGAAUUUGUCCUCAAUUAAUUAAUCUUAGCAGUUCUGUAACAAGUAAUAUAUUGCUUUAUGACUGCAUGACCGACAGAAGUGGAUGACGAUAUGGAAUAAUAUGCUAUCUGUCUGUGUCUCUGAUUUUAAUACUAGUGAUCAUUUGAAAAAGUAUUCAUUCUUCUGGAUUUUUUAUUACAUAGCAUUGUCUCAUAUGUCACUUUCUCCGGCGAUGAUGUACACUAUAUAUACAAAAGUAUGUGGACACCCCUUCAAAUUAGUGGAUUUGGCUAUUUCAGCCACACCCGUUGCUGACAGGUGUAUAAAAAAUAAAUAAACGUGGCACCGCCAUAGGAUGCCACCUUUCCAACAAGCCAGUUCGUCAAAUUUCGGCCCUGCUAGAGCUGCCCCGGUCAACUGUAAGUGCUGUUAUUGUGAAGUGGAAACGUCUAGGAGCAACAACGGCUCAGCCGCGAAGUGGUAGGCCACACAAGCACACAGAACGGGACCACUGAAGUGUGUAGCGCGGAAAACUCAUCUGUCCUCGGUUGCAACACUCACCAUGCGCAAUGCCAAGCGUUGGUGGAAGUGGUGUAAAGCUUGCCACCAUUGGACUCUGGAGCAGUGGAAACGUGUUCUCUGGAGUGAUUAAUCACGCUUCAUCAUCUGGCUGUCCGACGGAAGAAUCUGGUUUUGGGCGGAUGCCAGGAGAACGCUACCUGCCUGAAUGCAUAGUACAAACUGUAAAGUUUGGUGGAGGAGGAAUAAUGGUCUGGGGCUGUUUUUCAUGGUUCGGGCUAGGCCACUUAGUUCCUGUGAAGGGAAAUCUAAACGCUACAGCAUACAAUUACAUUUUAGACGAUUCUGUGCUUCCAACUUUGUGGCAACAGUUUGGGGAAGGUCCUUUCCUGUUUCAGCAUGACAAGGCCCCCGUGCACAAAGUGAGGUCCAUACAGAAAUGGUUUUGGUUGAGAUCGGUGUGGAAGAACUUGACUGGCCUGCACAGAGCCCUGACCUUAACCCCAUCGAACACCUUUGGGAUAAAUUGGAACGCCGACUGUGAGCCAGGCCUGAUCGCCCAACAUCAGUGCCCGACCUCACUAAUGCUCUUGUGGCUGAAUCGAAGCAUGACCCCGCAGCAAUGUUCCAACAUCUAGUGGAAAGCCAGAAGAGUGGAGGCUGUUAUAGCAGCAAAGGGGGGACCAACUCCAUAUUAAUGGCCAUGAUUUUGGAAUGAGAUGUUCGACAAGCAGUUGUCCACAUACUUUUGAUAUGUCGUUUAUUCAGAGUCAGGUGUGCUGUCAUAUGAGUCAUUUGCUGACAGUUAUGUUAAUCUACUGAUACAAGGGGCUGUGACCUUCAUGUGACCUCUGACCUUGUCUCCCCCCUCCCUCCCUCACCCAUAGGUGUUAUUGGGGUUUCCAUGGCCACUACAGCCGGGAGGCGGAGCAUCUGUUCCAGGCCCUAGAGUCGACCUAUCAGAAGGCUCUACAGUCCCACCUGAAGAGUUCUGACAGUGUCGUGUCCCUCCCCCAAUCAGACCGCUCAUCCUCCUCCUCACAGGAGAGCCUCAAGUAAGAUAUCCCUUCUCCUUCCUCCUCCCUUCAUCCGUCCACCCUUUCCUCCAUCCCUUCCACAGCAUAAUAUUUCUGAGAAAUGUUGCCAUGAUUCAUGAUGAUGUGUUGAAAGAGAUUUAAAAGCGUAAUUAACAUUGAUUUGAAGACUGCACUAAUGGAUAUGUCUGCCUCAUGGACAGCAAUCAUAAUCAGAUUAGGAAAACACUGGGAGUGAUUUUAUUGGUUGAUCCAGUUUAACAAUCCCCCACUGAGUGUUGACCAUUGAUCUCAUAUACCAUGAUUCACCAGCACAGUGUUUGUUAUGAUGAGUCCGGAGUUGGGAUUUGGACAGAGUGAUGUCAUUUUCCUCUAAGACUGAGGAUGGUUUUCCUGCAUCAUCAUCAGAUGGGUCCGAGCCCUGUACUGAUGUCCAGACCUAGGCCUAUGACUUUGUCUUGUUUUGAUAGUUUGAUACACAGUGAUGCUGGGCUGUUUGUCAAAAAUCUGUUGUUUGUUAACCUCAUAGUGGUGUGUCCUCCUGUCUCUUCAGCCGGCCCCUGUCUGUCAAGAGUGCCAUAGGAGGCAGCAUGACAAGGGGUAAGAGUACUACUAAAAGUAUUUGUAAUUUCUCAAAGUGUGUGGUGUAUUCCAUGCCAACUCUUUUAUAUGUAUUUAUAAUCUGUUGUUAUUUCAACCUCUCCCCCAUGGCAGGUAAGAUGGUGAGUUCCAGGGUGAACUCCAACUCCGGCGGUUCUCUUCAGCGCUCCCGUAGUGAUAUCGACGUGAACGCUGCGGCCAGCGCCAAGUCACGCUUGGUCACCGUGCCCUCCGCUUCUCCCUUCAGCUCAGCAGCUGCCCUGCCCCCAGGCUCCUACGCCUCACUAGGUAAAACACACACACACACACACUACCCCACUCCCCAGGGCCAUCUAUGCCAGGCCCUAACAACCCCACACACACCAAACAGCAUUUCAAAAUAUAAUGGUCACUGGAUGUCAGUUCUGUAUCAGUCAUUUCUCAAAGUCUCCACAAUGUCUUAAUUACGUUAUUUAGAAGAAAUGUUAAUCUGAAAACCACUGGCUUUUAUGGCCAGAGUGGAUAUGUUAAUUAAUGUGAUGGUUGUUAGUAAGACAUCGUUAAGCUGUGCUCUGAAGAGAAACAUACAAAAAGGCCAAAAGUUUUGUCUGUAAACUAAUUAAACCCAACAUGACAAAUGGCUGCCUAUAAUCACUCAAAGAUAUGGCUACUGACCUUUAGAUAAAUAUUCAAGACUUUGAUAACUAAUGAUGAACAACUCUCCAUGUACCCCCCCCAAUUUGAUACUGAAGCGUGCUGCAAUCCAGAUGCUGUCCCUCUGUUCUUGCCCUAACACUUCCCUGUGGAGUUUACUGCUUGCUGUCCAUUGAAAAAUUAGAUCUCUCUUCUCACCACCCCACUCACCGCGCGCGCUCUGCGCUCAACCCACUCUCCGCUCUUCCUCGCUCUCUGCUCCUCUCUCGCGCUCUCUCUCUCUCUCCUGCCUCUCCUUUCCUUCCCUCCUCUCUCGGUCCUCUCUCCUCCUCACCACCUCCAUCUCUCUCUCUCCUCUCUCUCCUUCUAUCUCUCUCACUCACCACUAUAUCUCUCUUCUCUCUGCCUCUCUCUUUUUCUCUUUCUCUCUCUCUCUCCUCUCUCUCUCUCCUCUCCUCUCGCUCGCUCGCUCCUGCCUAACUGGUACUAAUGUCUAACUCUAUACCUCUUCUUCCACUCGCUCCCCUCAACCGCCGCCCCCUGCUUUGCUUUAUGCUCAAAAGAUGGCACACCCGGUAAAAUUGAUACUGGUAAGAUUGUGUGUGUUCUGCGUCUGUCGGGGACAGUCAACUGCUCGACUGGCCCCCCUCCCUCCUGUCUGUCCUCUUUUCCGUGUUGUCUAAACACCAACGUUCCCCCCCGCUGGCCAUCUGUGGAACUCUGCAUGAAUGGACUGUCUGCAUGGUCCUUCUGUCCCCUACUAAACACCUUACUGUUAGUGUCCCCUGGAAGUCACUUUCCAGAGGUUGUUAAUCAACCUUUAGGUACUGAUUUGUAGACCUCAUAUUGCCUGGAAACUCUUAACUUAACCGAUAGUGCACUACUACAUCAUUCUGACCUAUUUAGUAUGGUAUAUCUGGUAGGUCUGCAUGUUUGACCAACAUGGUGAUAAUUAUUGAUUACUGACGACAGACCGGGUUAGAUAGCUAUCAGCAGUCUACACAGCACACCAUAAAACCUCUUCUCUCCCGCACGUUGUACACAACUCAUUUUGUUAUCCUCCUUACUCGUUAUUCUUUACGUUUUGUACUGUUUAUUAGUGAUUUGCGAAGGGAAAGGAACCUGUGAUGUGCGUGUAAAGGUUAAUGUUGCAUGCAGUGAAACUCGCCCACCCUGUGGUCUCUGUCUGUGUGUGAGUGGUCUGAGUUAGGGGUCAGAGGUCGCUGAGGUUUAGUCUUGCCUGCCUCUCAGGGUGAUCGUCUCCCUCUUGGUUUUCUACUUUUAGUCCCCGGUAUCUACAUGUACUCUUAUUAUUAUCUACAUGUCACUGAGACUUUCUAGGCCCAAAGUGUAUGUGUUUAAAGAAAGGGCUGUUCCCUAUCCUGUUGUGUAAUGCGGUUGUUCUAGAAUCUAGUGCAACGUUUUCGGACUAAGGAGGACCUCGCCUAUCAAACAUCUUCCGCCCACAUUCUAUCAAAGAGCUUGUGAAGACUGUCUGAUAAUAGGAGUUACUAUUGGCGAAGGUGUUCCUUAAUCUAGGGCCAAGUUCCAGCUGUGUAGCGUUUGUGUGUCUGUACUUGGUGAAAAUUAGAGGCUGGGUGGAAAAAAUGUAAAGCUGCUUUUUUUUUUUUUUUUACACAGUCCAAAAUUAGCAGACAUUUGAACACCCCAAUCAGUUUCUCAGCGUCAGUCUGUGUUGUCCUAGCUUUUAGGAACAUUACUUGGCUGGAUUGCAAGUAUGACAAUACUAGAGACAUUUUAUUUGGGAUUUUACAAAUUAAUAUCUUACAUUGUGUAUAAUAUGCACAAUUUGACAUACUCCAAAGCAAGGUGUGUUGGGUCAUGAUGUUGCUAGUUGCAUUAGACAAACCUUUCUCAGAUCCAAUGCAUGUUUGAUGGAACCCUUGAGGGAGAAGGUGUUCUUUGUGGGAAUCUGUAGAAAUAUUAUGUUUGUUUCUCCCUAUAUCUGUGUUUCAGAACACUCUCUCCUCUCAGUCAGGUCUUUUGUCACCAUCUGUUUAUAGUCGUUUCUUUCAGUUUUGUGUUGUGGUGAACUGUGGUUCACAGCUGCCUGGAUACAGUAUCAUUUGUAAUGUAGUGUCUUCAACUCUCUCACUAACUCCCUGUGUUUGUCCAUCUCUCCCUGUGUUUGUCCAUCUCUCCCUGUGUUUGUCCAUCUCUCCCUGUGUUUGUCCAUCUCUCCCUGUGUGUGUUGUUGUCUCCAGGUCGUGUGCGUACGAGGAGAACAAGCUCCGGCAGUGCUGUCGGAGCCAGCGCUACUGUGACUGACAGCAGGGGGCGCAGCCGAGCCAAAAUGGUGUCCCAGUCCCAGCGUGAGUACACACACACACACCGUCAGCAAAAUUUCUCCCUCACUGCACACUGUCUGAACUCAGGGAAGCCAGUCCACAUUUUCAUCUCCAGUCUCUUUCAUGUAAACCCUCAGUAUGACGUUUAACCUGCCUGCUGUGAGGUCAUACUAGGUUCCCCUUCAGUUUCUCUCGUCAGUCUGUGUGAUGUUUUACCUCAUAAACUUAGCAUCCUGAAGGGACUUGGAGCCACUGUUAUUUACUGCACCCUUUCACAAGAUGUAUUUGUGUCGUGUGUGUGGUUUUUCUCUCUUUGCGUCUGUGAAGCCUUGAUGAGGGGCUUCAAUGAUUAUUGCACGUGUAACAUGACAUGCACAGUUAACAUCUGGCCCAGUGCAUGCUGGGUAAACACUACUUCCUGUCACAUUGACCGUUUAAUUUUCAUGCCCUGUUCUGCCGCUCGCUACCAUAACAACCACAGGAUCCAGAUCUGCUAACCCCAUUGGGGGUGGUAAGGCCCGAACUUCAUCCAAUCAGAGUAAAGCGUCCAGUCCUUAGUCCCGCCCCUUCCUCCUCUGCAGAUCUCUGCAUGUCAAUCAACUCAUUCUUUUAGUUUUUAGACUCAUAAUGUCAUACCAGCAUGCUCCAUUCAACUCAAGUGUCUGUAUUAUAAUACCUUAUUUUAUAGUCUCACAAGCUGUUUUGCGUUGUCUAAUAUGUGGUUCCUUCCGUAUUGCCUUAUUAUCUUAAAUUGUUGAUUGUUACAUUUCGUCGUUAAUAUUGGUUGUUGUCCAAUGUCGUUAAUAUUGGUUGUUGUCUAUGUCCUCUGAACUGUUUUCGUUGUUGUUGUAAUCACUGGUUUGUUUUCCCAAAGCCCAGUUACACCUUGGAUUCAACCCCAUCUUGUUUGUUAGCUGUUUGUCUGUCUCUAUUUAUCUCAUCAAAGCUGAAAUCCCAUAUCUAUGUUAUCCACCUAGUAGGAUAUACAGAGAAUGUCAUUGUCCCAUUAUCUCAAGUGUUGGUUAGACAUUCUGUGGUUAUUCCCCUCAGAAUCACCAACCCACUCUAAACACACAGAGACACUGUAUGUGCCCAGUUGGUGUGUGGCGCUAGCAAAGCCAAGGUCGUGGGUUCAAUUCUCACUGGGAUCACAUACACUUAUUAUGCACUCACUGUACUAGAAGUCGCUUUAGAUAAGUGUCUGCUAAGUGUUAUUACUACAAUAAAAGCAACAUAUGCAAUUAGAAACAUUGAAGUAAUUAAAUAUUUCCCCAAAAAGAGGGAGAGAGUAUGAGGGAAUUCAGCUUUGAGCCGUGACAGAACCUUCCCAGCAUGCCAUGGAGAGGUGCGUCGCUUGCUGUGACCCAUCAUAUCUUGUCUGAAAGGGUGUAACGUCUCACUCUAAGACUGUGGGUCCUGUGUGUUAUCCUUCCUGCAGCUGGCAGUCGCUCCAGUUCCCCUGGCAAGCUGCUGGGCCACUCGUCUGGGUACGGGAGGAUCAGCAGGCCCCCCUCAGCCUCCAGAACCCCUGCAGACAAGAGGAGCAAGGUCCCCCGCAGCCAGGGCUGCAGUAGAGAUUCCUCGCCCAACAGACUGGGCCUAGGUAAGGGACAUUUACAUGACAUCACAAUAUCCGCAUCAUGCAAGUAAACACAACAUAGAGCAUGCAUGCACUCUAUACACUAGGAAAAAUACAUUUGUCAUUUGCUAGCAACGCACUUAGUAACUAAGUAACUGCUUUAUUAAACAGUGCAUAGUAUAACUGACACACCGGAUGCACGUACAUACAGUGGGGAGAACAAGUAUUUGAUACACUGCCGAUUUUGCAGGUUUUCCUACUUACAAAGCAUGUAGAGGUCUGUAAUUUUUUAUCAUAGGUACACUUCAACUGUGAGAGACGGAAUCUAAAACAAAAAUCCAGUUAUCCCUGAUAUCCUUACACAGCUCUCUGGUCUUGGCCAUUGUGGAGAGGUUGGAGUCUGUUUGAUUGAGUGUGUGGACAGGUGUCUUUUAUACAGGUAACGAGUUCAAACAGGUGCAGUUAAUUCAGGUAAUGAGUGGAGAACAGGAGGGCUUCUUAAAGAAAAACUAACAGGUCUGUGAGAGCCGGAAUUCUUACUGGUUGGUAGGUGAUCAAAUACUUAUGUCAUGCAAUAAAAUGCUAAUAAACUAUUUAAAAAUCAUACAAUGUGAUUUUCUGGAUUUUUGUUUUACAUUCCGUCUCUCACAGUUGAAGUGUACCUAUGAUAAAAAUGACAGACCUCUACAUGCUUUGUAAGUAGGAAAACCUGCAAAAUCUGCAGUGUAUCAAAUACUUGUUCUCCCCACUGUAGCAUACAGCACAUGCUGAUAAAUAAUACCACACUGAUGAGGGCCAUGUAUGUAUCAAAACAUACCGAUAUGCCCAACGUCGUCAUUGUACACUCCCAUCUAUCUAGUGAUAAACGUAGAUACAGUACACCAAGUAUGUCCUUUGAAGCUCAGAUAUACAUGGUCUUGGUUUCAUAAACACAAAACAAGGAAACACAAUAAACACAAAAGAUAAGUCUUGAAAGCAAUGGACCUUUUGCACUCAAAUACUGGAUGAAAAUGCUGAAUGGCAAAGAACUGAAUGGCAAAAGGCAAGGAGGGUGAAUGGUAAGAGCUUGUCUUUCAGCUUCUACAGACUAUAACUGUCUCUCAGGGUUAGCAGCUAAGUAGAACUGUGUUUUGGUAGAGGUCUCUCAUCUUGGUAGUAUUUCUAUCUUCCAGGCAUGUCACAUCAUUGGGGUGGUACCUCCUCUUUCAAGAAAGUGGAUGAGCCUCUGUAGGGCUAGUCUGGUCAUCAGCAGCCCAGCUUAUGUCCUUCCAGUCAGUCUGAGUCACUGGCUCUUUUCUGACUCUGUCCUAUCGCUGUGAUUGAUUGGUCUGUGUAUUUCUUAAAUGCCAGGACUGACCAACCAGCUCUCUCCAUCUUGGCUUGCUAUCAGUGUGCUGUCUGAGGUCACCCUCUUGUCUGUCAGUCUGUUGUAAAUAAUACCAUCAUCUCUGAGUUGGGAACGGUGCCUUUUUUACAUCUGUCCAUGGAUGAGAUUUAAAAAUGAUGGAUACACAAAAUUAACAAUUACAUGUAAUGAACGUUUCCCAUUGAUAUGUAGUUGGUUUUCUUCUUGUCUUUUUUCAUCAUUUGUUUUGUCUUUUUAUUAUAACAAUAACUGAAUAUAACGGUUUGUCUUUAAUUUCCUUUGGUGAUAUUACCAUAUAUUUCUAUACCCUCUUAACUUUUUUUUUUUUUUUUUUUUUUUUUUUCUUCUUUUGUAUGUUAACUCUGUAUAUCUGUUGUAAGCUACGGUCAUACCAAUCAUAUUUUCACAGACAACCUUGUGAAAUAAGAAAAACAUUUAAAAACUGACUUGCGCUAACGUAGGUGUCUAAAAUCUAACCUGAUGUCCAGCGUACUCCAACCCACCACCACGCUCCACAGUCCUCCUACCCCUCUCCCCCCAGUCCCCAACCCCAGCCCCAACCCAGGCCUCACCUCACUAACCCCAAACCUGUGUUCUACCGUCCUACUGACAGCCAGGCUGUGUGGUAAAGCUCUUGUUCCUGGUACUCCUCUCUCCUCCUACAACACGCUAGCAAGGAGCCGUAUCCCCCGGCCCAGCAUGAGUCAGGGCUGCAGCAGGGACACAUCUAGGGAAAGCAGCCGAGACACCAGCCCUGCUCGGGGCUUCAAGCCUCUUGGUGAGUACCACGACCAACCGGACACCAGGAGGCCUCUUGGAAGCAGCAAGGCCCACUAGUACACACCCCUCAGUCUCUUAGUCCCCCUCCUCUAGACCCCUACUCUCUGUCCCAGCCUCUCUCUACACCCCAGGACAUCUAGAUAGAAGAUCCCCCUCUAGAACGAAUGGGUAUAGACCUCUUCUUUUGCCUGUUCUGAUCUAGUCUGCAUGCACUAACCCUCUCAAAGGUUCAGGAAUAUAAUCACUGCACUGUCUUCUGUCUGUCUUGUUGGGAAUGCUCCAAAUGUUAUCCUAUAUCAGUAUGUUUCUGUGUCUUUGUAUGUGUAAUAAAUUACCACCAAAAUGUAAAGAUCACAAAAAUCUCUGGAUGUUCAAGAUUCUGUUUGAACUUUUUGCUCCAAUGACUUAUGUACGAUAACUUAUUCGGCACAUCUCAUAAUAAAUCCACAUCAAGAGGCAGAGAAAAAAGGCAGUGACUACAGUAAACAUUGUACUGUAUGCAUCAUCGUAUUCAAUGUCCAUAGCUGACCUGCUUCUCCGCUCUUUCCUGUGCUGCUGUCAUAUCACAGGAAAUGACACAACUUUGUCACUGCUUUGUCAUGGGGGACAGAGGGGGAAAAAAGCAACAAAAUAGUGGGACAAAGUGUGAAACCCCCCCCUACCCUAUGAUUGUUGUAGAUGUGGGCAGCAGGUAGCCUAGCAGUUAGAGCGUUGGGCCAGUAACUGAAAGGUUGCUAGUUUGAAUCCCCGAGCUGACUAGAUUAAAUCUGCCCUUGAGCAAGGCACUUAACCAUAAUUGCUCCAGGGUAGCCGUCAAUAAUGGCUGAUCCCUGGCCAUGACCCCACUCUCCGAAGGUGUCUCAGUGGGAGUGGGAUAUGCAAAAAACACACUUGCAUUUUACAACACACACACGUACAUGUGUGAAACAGGACAAAUAUAAGCACCCCCUGUUUGGCUGGUUGGUCAUAGCCAUAGUAGAUGAAUGCAGCGAGGCGCUGAGCCUUAGUCGUCUACAGAGGACGGUAUCUGUCGUGUAUGUGUCACUAACGCCCCGGGUGUCACCCACCUGUCCUGUCCCUUGCAGCCUCCCGACGUACCUCCCGCUCUACCAGCGCCUUAUCCACAGCUGACCCCCACAGCCAGUCAGGUGACCUGCAUGCCCCACCCCUUUCCCCGUCCCCCAUAUUAGCGACAAUGCCAGCAUGUGUCCAUACGUUGUACUGUGAGGGCUGUGCCCACCCUGCUGUGCCCACCCUGAGGCAACAUUUAUUCAAACUUUUGAAGCUUGUAAUGGUCUUUACUUUUCAUUGAGGAGAAGAUUUGUCAUAUUAUGUGUUGUGAUCAUCUGCUUCAAUAUGAUGUUUUGUGAUUUUAUUUUACAAAGCUUGUGUUGUCUCAUACUGCAUAAUCAUGAUAUCCCCAUCCAUAUGAUUUUCUCCUUGUUAGUGACUUUUUGGAUGUUGUAUAAUGCAUUUGUACUAUUGUGUAUUAAGUAUCUCAUAUCAGAUUUGUUUUAUUUUCCCGUCUGCAAGUGUCAGCUUAUUUUUUCUUCAUUUUUCAUGAGGUGUUUCAAACAAGCACCAGUCAUUCUGUGGUGAUUUCUGUUGGUGGUUGGCACCUCUUCAUCUUUAUUUCAGCAUUCUUUUUUUUUCAUUUAUCAGUCAAGCUUUUUGGCGUUUUCGUUUUCAAGCUUUUUGGUGUUUCAGUUUCAAGCUUUUUGGUGUUUUCAUGCCAAACUCUUUAAUUUCUUUACCCCGCAAACCCCAUCAUGUCUUACAUGGGAUUUGAUUACCAUAUUCUGAGGUAAGUCCCUGUCAUCCAUUCCAAUGGCUUUCUCCUCUGUUUCCUCUCUCACCCCUCUACCCUCUCUUUCCCCCCAGACCGAUUUGGUUUGAUCCACCAGGCCCGCAUUUCUGCCUCGGUGAACGCCAUGAGAGUCCUCAACACUGGCACUGAGGUGGAGGCUGCUGUGGCUGAUGCACUGGUAAGUCACCAAUCAACUCUUGCCAGUUCUGAAGACAUCACUACCGUUUGUCUCAAGGUAGAGUGACAGUUAGUCAGCCCCUCAUUUACAGAAUGUUAGUUAAUGGCCGAGGGAUUGAUGUGGAAGCUGUAUGCAGUGUUUGGAUAUUUGCUGUCGGCCUUAUUCAAUCUAAUGAUUCCCAGGGGUUUUUGCCUGUUUAGCAUUUGACAGAAAAUAACUUCAUUAAGAAGUCAAAUGUAAUGACAUGACAUUAUCAAGAGUGCUCGCGUUUGUUUGUGUAUGACUAUCAGAAUAUAUAUGGGGGAUAAACUUAGACAGCAAGUAAUUCAACAUUGCUAAUGUGUAGAGAAAUUCAUUUAAAAAUGUAUUGUCUUACUCCCAAGCAGGACAGCACUCAUGUUUUCCCUUGACAGUUUACACCCCAUUUAAAAUAUACCUAUUUUCUUCUUCCUCCUUGGUUGUCUGUAUCUUCAGCUAUUAGGAGACUCCAGAAAUAAGGUAAUUGUCCAAUUUGUGUACAGUUUGUUGAUUAGUGAAUAGAAUGAAUAUAAUUUACAAAGAUCAUACAGGCCACAUUUUAUCACUAAAUGUUACCGUUAGGCCAAAAGCUUAACCUGCAGAUUUGAUUUAUUAUUCAAUUAAAUAUCCCAUAUUAUGAUUAACAGUAUGCAUUCUUAUAACAUAAUUUAAUAAUCUCAUUGCAUGUCCAUAUCAAUCAUGAUAAAUCAAGAGUUGGAACAAAUUGCAUCGCUAUACCUCAUUCAUUGCGAAUGGCAACCUAAUAGAAAUUGUGCAUCGUAGCUCAUCAAAUCCUACAUCAUGGCUGAGUUUGAGUGACCAAGCUUUUCCUACAGAGUUUUAGUCUGUCUGUCCCACUUCGCUCCUGGUCCUAUGACCUAUGAACUCACCAUUAACCCAUCCCUCCCCAUUCCCUUCCCAACAGCGGAAGCCUAUGAGGCGGCGCUAUGAGUCUCCUGGUAUCUAUUCUGAUGAUGAUGCUAACAGCGAUGCGUCCAGCGCCUGCUCGGAACGCUCGUACGGCUCCCGGAACGGAGGUAUGUGGUCCUGUGUUACUCAGUUGGUAAGAACAUCGCACUAGCAACACAAAGGUAGUAGGUUCAAUUCCCACUAGAUUUACAUAUAUACUAAAAUGUACGCACUCACUUUGGAUAAAUGCGUCUGCUAAAUGGUAUAUAUUAUUAUCAUGAUCUAGGUAUCCCUCACUACCUACGUCAGACAGAGGAUGUGGCGGAGGUACUCAACCACUGUGCCAGCUCCAACUGGUCUGAGAGGAAGGAGGGACUGCUGGGACUGCAGAACCUGCUCAAGAGUCAAAGAAUACUCAGGUCAGCCCAGGGCAGGGGGGGUGGACCUUUUACAAAGGAAUCUAUAAGGAUAAAGUAAAGGUUUGUGUUUAGAAGGUAGAGUUUGGAGAAGGUAGAGUUUGUGUUUAGACUGUUGUGCCAGCUGUGUUCUUUCAUAUUUCAUGGUCAUUUCCUUUUUGAAAACUUCCACCAACUUUUAAAGAGGCCAGCAUAUCAAGAGUCCUGCAGGGUGUUUCUUUUUAUAGCUUUACUUAAUUGAGGGAGAAAUGACUUUGUGAGCAGCCUGCAGGUAUAAAUCCGCCCGUCAGAUGGUGCAGUUAAAAAUGAAUUUCAGACAAAGCAGUUUGUCUGCUAUCUGUGAGUUUCCCUGUCAGGCCUCCAGCGGUUUACGUCAAGCCUCGCUGUCUGUUAUGUGUGUCUAUGUUUAUUAAUGUGUUCCGGCGGAUGCUGUUGUGUGUUGCAGCCGAGUGGAGCUGAAGAGACUAUGUGAAAUCUUCACCAGGAUGUUCGCAGAUCCACACAGCAAGGUAGGUGACAGGAUGUUCAGCUGUGUUGUUUGAACGUUUCAUAUCAAUACAAUUAUACACUCAUAACUUUUACUUUUGAAAUUCAAAAACCAAUUGCUUAGCAGUGAUUUGUCUGAAAACUAAUUGAGUGUGUUUUGUUGCAUGGCCUGCUUUGGUGUGGAUGUUAACAACAGCGAGUAAGUGUGUGUUUUUAUUCUCUCAAAUAUCUACUAUGCUAUAUACUAUUAUAUUGCCUGUGUUAUUACUUAUAAAGAUGCUAUGUUUUCAGGUGUUGAUGGUAGCUCUGUGUGUGUGUGUGUGUGUGUUCCUCAGGUGUUCAGUAUGUUUCUAGAGACUCUGGUAGACUUUAUCCUGGUGCACAGAGAGGACCUGCAGGACUGGCUGUUCGUCCUGCUCACCCAGCUACUGAAGAAGAUGGGAGCUGACCUGCUGGGAUCCGUACAGGCCAAGGUCCAGAAGGCUCUGGACAUCACCAGGUAUGGACUUCUAAAUCCCCCCUCCGAUAACAUCUCUAACCAUUUUCACACUAUCAUGCCGACCCAAACCAAACUGUGUUGACUUGGAUAUUUUAUUUUUUAUACAGUCCUUUUCAGCACUGUUCCAGCAACUUUGGUGGAUUAGUAACUAGGCCAGCUCAUUACAGCUGUUUUUGGCUCAGUCACGUGAAAAUACCAUUUUGAGUGUAAUUUCGCUCAUUCAAUUUAGUAACUAAUAUUGUUUUCUAUUUUGUUCUCCUCAGGGAGUCUUUUCCGUUUGAUCAGCAGUUUAACAUCCUGAUGAGGUUCAUUGUGGACCAGACACAGACACCCAACCUCAAGGUACAGUAUGCAGAGAAUGUCACAUAACUAGAUUAUUCUCUGUUUGUUUUGGGGGUUGGCUCUGGGUCUAAGAAUUUAUGAUUUCAAAUACCAGUAAUCUACAGUACAAUGGUGAUAUUGUCAAACAUUUUAAAAGUAAACUUGCUGAAUGCUAAAUGCCUGUGUGUAUCGUGAAGCUAAACCAUGUGUGUAUCGUGAAGCUAAACCAUGUGUGUAUCGUGAAGCUAAACCAUGUGUGUAUCGUGAAGCUAAACCAUGUAUGUAUCGUGAAGCUAAACCAUGUGUGUAUUGUGAAGCUAAACCAUGUGUGUAUCACACAGGUGAAGGUGGCCAUCCUGAAGUACAUAGAGUCACUGGGAAGACAGAUGGAUCCUACAGACUUUGUCAACUCCAGUGAAACUCGACUGGCUGUAUCUCGCAUCAUUACGUGGACCACAGAACCCAAGAGCUCUGACGUCAGGAAGGUAUGUCUCAGUGGGAAGUAGGAACUACUACUUACUGUAGGUAUCUGCUGCAAUAGGUCCUGUAGUCCCUAUGGUCUGCUCAAUAAGGACUAGCUGAACCACAUGCUGUCUAGGCAGAUUGCUAUGCUAAUACUUUAUUGUUAAUAGUACAGCAGCUGGAUUAGCCUACUUCCUCAAUCAAAUUCAGUUUGAACUGUUUUUAGGAUAUAUUCACUUGGAUUAAGUCUGUUAUCAUUUGCUGUUAAAUCUUAGCAAACUCAGAAACCAUCCUUUAGAGGAAAUGCAUUCAAUAGUUUUUCAAUGUUAUCCAUAUUACGAUCUAAUUAUGUACUGUAGCUAUCUAUCCACUGGGUUUUACCUCCUUUGAAUUACUACAGAUUUUCUGUUUGUAUUUGUUGAUGUUCUAAACGGUUGUCAACGAUGCCAUGUGCCACCAGGAAUGACCUUGGGUUAACAGACUCUAUCUCCCUGUGCUGUGGCUGGACGUGUAUACUGUUGGGCUGUUUGUUUUUCCCACUACUAGUUCCAAAUUAAGUCCUCAACUAGCUAGUUUUUUAACCCAGUAGGGUACUAAAAACGGUAGACAAAAAAUUAUCUUUGAUGGGAGGGGGAAAUAAAUACUUUUUUCAUGCUUUUUAUUGUUUUAUAAUAGAAACAAACGUUAUAUACCUCAACUGCAUCCCACAGGAGGACCCGGCUUACAGCUAUAACCAUGUCUAGGUUUAUAGUAGUGUACUACUAUAAACAUCUGCUUUCCUUUGUCAAAACUACAAUACCCAUAAUUCUACCCCCCUGCCACUGUGCCCCAGACCCUUCAUAACUGGGUGGUGGAGGAGCUAUCAGGCAGGUCCGGUACUGCAGCCUUACUGUCCCAGCAGGCCGGGGAGGGGCACCUGGAAGAGAGGUGUAAGCAGGUAGUGCCUCAUCAACCAAUCACUGUCCAACACCAAGCACGCACCGCCCGCCGAGCCACACCGACACCUAACUGCCUCAACGAGUGGGAAACGAUCUCAAGUGUGGCCUUGCCUCUCCACCUCACCUUUACGCUCUCUAGCCCUUUCUAUCGCUCGCUCUAACCUACAGUAGCUAUUCCUUGCGACUUUGAUUGCAGAUAAAUGGACUGGUUUGAGAGUGAAAAUACUUUUGUUGGCCAACAAAACACUACUACAACACAACACAGUAUUUAUGUAAGGAUUAUGAGAAUGGAUUGUUGCUUUGUUUUUUCAAAGUGAGAGUUCUACCGACCGAUGUCAUUGCUAAAUAACAAUGUGAAAACUUGAAUGCUGUUUUUCCCUCUUCUGUUCUGUGUGCCUAACACAUCUUGUCUGUUUUGAACCACAUUAACACCCUCUCCAUAUGCAUGCUAACAUGGUAGUUUGUAGUAGAAUGAAUGACUUGAUUUAACAUUGUGUUUAUUAAGGGAAUGUCUCAGUCCUUGUUAGAUGCAAUAUCUUACCUGCCAGAAGUUAGAUUUUCAGAAUGUAAUAUUUUGUUUUAAAAGCAUGAUGUCUCUUACCACAAACAUAUAAUGGACUAUAUUAAAGCUAUAGUUGCAAAAACUUGUUUGAUAAUGUGAUCAACGGUUUUUCUGUACUGUUUUAGUCAGUAUAUAACACUACUCACUGUGUACAUCCAAGUCUCUCCACUGGUAGGGGUACCUGACAAACUGACAUAGCUCCUAGUGGAGCAAAGGGCUUCACUGUAGGAGUACAUAAAUACAUAACCCACUAUUGACUAUUAUGUCUGUACCCUAUGUCCCAGAGGCAUCCCACCUAACACACGGUUUACUGUACCUGUCCCCUCUGUCCUCCAGGCAUCCCACCUAACACACUGUUUACUGUACGUCUGUCCUCUGUCCCCCAGGCGGCCCAUAACCCACUAUUGACUACUGUAUGACCCUCUGUCCUCUGCCCCCCAGGCGACCCAUAACCCACUAUUGACUACUGUAUGUACCUCUGUCCUCUGUCCCCCAGGCGGCCCAUAACCCACUAUUGACGACUGUAUGUCCCUCUGUUCUCUGCCCCCCAGGCGACCCAUAAUCCACUAUUGACUACUGUAUGUACCUCUGUCCUCUGCCCCCCAGGCGACCCAUAACCCACUAUUGACUACUGUAUGUCCCUCUGUCCUCUGUCCCCCAGGCGACCCACAACCCACUAUUGACUACUGUAUGUCCCUCUGUCCUCUGCCCCCCAGGCUACCCAUAACCCACUAUUGACUACUGUAUGUCCCUCUGUCCUCUUCGGCCCAUAACCCACUAUUGACUACUGUAUGUCCCUCUGUCCUCUGCCCCCCAGGCGGCCCAUAACCCACUAUUGACUACUGUAUGUCCAUCUGUCCUCCAGGCGACCCAUAACCCACUAUUGACUACUGUAUGUCCCUUUGUCCUCUGCCCCCCAGGCUACCCAUAACCCACUAUUGACUACUGUAUGUCCCUCUGUCCCCCAGGCGGCCCAGGUGGUGCUGAUAUCUCUGUUUGAGCUGAACACCCCAGAGUUCACCAUGCUGCUGGGAGCCCUGCCCAAGACCUUCCAGGACGGGGCCACCAAGCUGCUCCACAACCACCUCAAGAACUCCAGCAACACCAGCAGCGUGGUAAAUGAAUACAACCAGGGAUAAGAUCUGUUUUACACUAGCAGCCAUGUCUAUUUUGGUGGGGUGAUUUGAAAGAUUUAGCUUUUUAACCUACAGUGCCUUGCAAAAGUAUUCAUCCCCCUUGGCGUUUUUCCUAUUUUGUUGCAUUACAACCUGUAAUUUAAAUUGAUUUUUAUUUGGAUUUCAUGUAAUGGAAAAGUGGUGCGUGCAUAUAUAUUCACCCCCUUUGCUAUGAAGCCCCUAAAUAAGAUCUGGUGCAACCAAUUAUCUUCAGAAGUCACAUAAUUAGUUAAAUAAAGUCCACCUGUGUGCAAUCUAAGUGUCACAUGAUCUCAGUAUAUAUUCACCUGUUCUGAAAGGCCCCAGAGUCUGCAACACCACUAAGCAAGGGGCACCAUGAAGACCAAGGAGCUCUCCAAACAGGUUAGGGACAAAGUUGUGGAGUACAGAUCAGGGUUGGGUUAUAAAAAAAUAUCCGAAACUUUGAACAUCCCACGGAGCAUCAUUAAAUCCAUUAUUAAAAAAUGGAAAGAAUAUGGCACCACAAUAAACCUGCCAAGAGAGGGCCGCCCACCAACAUUCACGGACCAGGCAAGGAGGGCAUUAAUCAGAGCGGCAACAAAGAGACCAAAGGUAACCCUGAAGGAGCUGCAAAGCUCCACAGCGGAGAUUGGAGUAUCUGUCCAUAGGACCACUUUAAGCCGUACACGCCACAGAGCUGGGCUUUACGGAAGAGUGGCCAGAAAAAAGCAAACACGUUUGGUGUUUGCCAAAAGGCAUGUGGGAGACUCCCCAAACAUAUGAAAGAAGGUACUCUGGUCAGAUGAGACUAAAAUUAAGCUUUUUGGCCAUCAAGGAAAACGCUAUGUCUGGCGCAAACCCAACACCUCUCAUCACCCCGAGAACAGUGAAGCAUGGUGGUGGCAGCAUCAUGCUGUGGGGAUAUUUUUCAUCGGCAGGGACUGGGAAACUGGUCAGAAUUUAAGGAAUGAUGGAUGGCGCUAAAUACAGGGAAAUCCUUGUGGGAAACCUGUUUCAGUCUUCCAGAGAUUUGAGACUGGGACGGAGGUUCACCUUCCAGCAGGACAAUGACCCUAAACAUACUGCUAAAGCAACACUCGAGUGGUUUAAGGGGAAACAUUUAAAUGUCUUGGAAUGGCCUAGUCAAAGCCCAGACCUCAAUCCAAUUGAGAAUCUGUGGUAUGACUUAAAGAUUGUUGUACACCUGCGGAACCCAUCCAACUUGAAGGAGCUGGAGCAGUUUUGCCUUGAAGAAUGGGCAAAAAUCCCAGUGGCUAGAUGUGCCAAGCUUAUAGAGACAUACCCCAAGAGACUUGCAGCUGUAAUUGCUGCAAAAGGUGGCUCUACAAAGUAUUGACUUUGGGGGGGUGAAUAGUUAUGCACAUUCAAGUUUUCAGUUUUUUUGUCUUAUUUCUUGUUUGUUUCACAAGAAAAAAUAUUUUGCAUCUUCAAAAUGGUAGGCAUUUUGUGUAAAUCAAAUGAUACAAACCCCCCAAAAAUCUAUUUGAAUUCCAGGUUGUAAGGCAACAAAAUAGGAAAAAUGCCAAGGGGGGUGAAUACUUUCGCAAGCCACUGUAUUUCUGGGGUAGACUAGUUAAUUCACUUGUAUCUGAUCCAAUGGUUUCAUUCCAUUUGGUCAUGAUCUUCGAUAUUAAGUUUUGUCAUUCCUCAACUUGUUUUUCUGUUUCUCAGAGUUCUCCCAGCAACACUAUUGGGCGGACCCCACCCCGCCACACCCCCAGCCGGACCAGCCCCCUCACCUCCCCGACCAACUGCUCCCAUGGUGGGCUGUCUCCCAGGUACGUACCUCCCUUCUGUCAGACCUUUAUCUACAGUGAUUGUGUCAUUGUGUCUCCUAAUGCAUGGCUAAACCACAGAGCGCUGGUUGAAGUUUUGUUCUUCUUUACCGUGCAUUCGAAUACUCUUCUCUUAUUAAUGCAUGCCGACCUCUAACCUAACCUCAACUCAGAUCAGACUGUAGUUUCUUUUUCUCUUUUCUCCUCCCUCUGCUGCACUCUUCUCUUUUUCUUUCUCUCUUUUUCCUUCUUUCUCUCUCUCUUCUCUGUGUGUGUGAUCCCUUGUGUUGUUGCCCCUGCCCCGUUCUCUCCCUCCUCCUUCUGUCCGUCCUUCCCUCGUGGCCGUGCUGUGCUGUGACCACAGUCGGUUGUGGGGUGGGUGUUGGAGUGGCGAUGGGCUGUCUAAGCACCCCCCUCCCCCUCAUCCUCCUCCGCCUCCCUCCACCCCCUCCGGCCCCGCCCUCAGGGUCCUCCGCAGAGCGUACUCUCCCAGGUAACACUCCUAGGGACGGGGCCUCAGGGUCCCAGGAGGGGCGGGACAGGAAGUCCUCCCAAUUUCCCUCGACCAAUAGGGAUUCCUUGCUUCAAGUCACAGGACGCGUUAUGGCAUCCAGUCUUCUCUGGAUAGUUAUCUCUCCCUUCUUAGUUAUAGCAUCAUGCCAAUCAUCAAUUGUCAGAGCUGCAUCCAAAAUACAUAUUUUACCUACAGCAAUGAAUAUGAGCCCUGGCAUGGUGUAAGACUAAUACAACUAGUCUCUUCGUGUGAGUAUUUGUCUCUGUUUGUUUUUGUCCUGACCACCCUGUAUAUAACCCAUCUCCCCUGUCGUCCUGUGUCUCCUCAGUAUGUUGGAGUAUGACACAGAGAACAUGAACUCUGAUGAGAUCUACAACUCCCUGCGAGGAGUCACAGAGGCCAUCCAGAGUUUCAGCUAUCGCAGCCAGGAGGACCUCAACGAACCAAGAGGGAAGAGGGACGAUGCUGUGAGUCAUUACCUCAGCUCUGGAAAUGAAACUGACUGACUGAUUAAUUGACUGAUGUUGGGGAAGGAAACGGACGUCAGCGAGAAGCACAAUACAAAAUGGCUAAUUGUUAAAUCAAGAGCAGGAUUUAGGCUAAUGUGUUCCUUCCUGUUUCUUCCUCGCUGGUUAUCACAGCCAUUUUCACAUGCAGAGUAACAAUCAAUCAUUCACGUUAAUCUAUAAAGCUCUUUUUACAUCAACAGUUGUCACAUCCUUAAGACAUCAAAACUGACUACCGCUAUGUUUCUUUUCUAUCUCUCUCUUCAGGUGGGGCGUGAAGUUGUGGCGUCCUCCCCAGGCUCUGAUGCCCGUUUGGGGCUGGAUGUGGUGGAGGGUGGGCGUACAGCCCUGGAUAACAAGACCUCCCUCCUCAACACCCCGUCUCCCCGCUCCUUCUCCGGGCCGCGGGCCAGGGAGUUCGCCCCCUACGGGUAUGGGGACACCAUCACCUCAUCCUACGACAAGAGUGCCCUAAAGGAGGCCGUGUUCGACGAUGACGUGGAACAGUUCAGAGACUGUGAGUCACCUUUGACCUCUGCUUGACCCUUAACCCUGUGACGCCACCUCCAUGUUGACCACCUCUGAUCCAUCCUGUAAUGUCAUGACAUGAUGGUGUGACAUCUUCAGGUUUUGGCAACACAAAGAAAUAAUAGAUUUGGCCCAUUCUAGUGUUACAUGGUGGCUGAAACGAGAUUGAUAGAAUGAAUGUUAAGACCAAAAACAUUGGGAAUAGAAUAGCCCUUUAUCUGCAGUGAAUAGUGAGUCUGCUGGCUAUAGUCAGUCCUCCUCCCUCCUGAUUGUCCUCCUUCCUCCUCUCCCCCUCCCUCCCUCCUCUACAGGCCGUCGGCAGGACGGCAGUGGUGAAAACAAGAUGGUGCUGCCUAAGGGCUUUGCUCCUGGUAAAGACGCACUACUCCAUGACUGUUGUUUUUUCCUUUCGAAAGUUUUUCAUUGCUGUUUCCAUUGCCAUCCAUUUCAAUGUCUUGAGUGAUUCCCUGUCACUUUUCCUUUUGCUUUCGUGGGGAUACUAGCUCGCUAAGUAUGGCUGAGGCGGUAUAUGGGCCGUACCACUCACCCAGUCUGCUGUCCUUUCCUCAGGUUCCCAGGACCACUCAGACCUUGUGGCAGACCUUCUAAAGGAGCUGUCAAAUCACAACGAGCGUGUGGAUGAGCGUAAGGGGGCCUUGGUGGAGCUGCUGAAGAUCACACGAGAGGACAGCCUGGCCGUGUGGGACGAACACUUCAAGACCAUCCUCCUACUGCUCCUGGAGACACUGGGGGAUAAAGACGUAGGGAUCCUAUACUCCUAUAGCUCUGAUUAUGCAGAUCGCUGCUAUUUCGAAGGUUUUACUUGCAAUGAUUGUGAUUGUGGCAAACACAUGCGUACAGAAUAACUAGACAGCAGCUGUACUACCAAAUAGAUUAUUUAUUAAACUGCUAACUUGAAAGCCUCUCUAAGGCUUAAAGGUUUUGGUUUGGGUGUAGAUGUGGGUGGGUGGUGGGCAUGCAUGCAUGGUUGCAAGAAGGCUGUACAGUAUGCGUAUGUUUGGAGGUUUAAUGGACACUCAUUCUUCGUCUUCCCUCCAUGUAGCACACCAUCCGGGCCCUGGCUCUGCGGGUUCUGAAGGAGAUACUGAGAAACCAACCGGCCCGCUUCAAAAACUAUGCUGAACUCACCAUCAUGAAGACCCUGGAGGCACACAAAGACUCACACAAGGAGGUACAACUCCUGAUAUUCCUUACAUUUAUAUUGCUCUAUGGUCUUUUACGCAAUAGGCAUCUGAAAAAACAAUGAUGUCCCCCAAGCCUCAGUACUAGGACCUCUCCUGUUCUGUCCUGUUCUCUCUGUACACACCAUAUACAAAGGCAUCAUGAGUGAUCUCUUCCCUUUCUGUCCAGGUGGUGCGGGCAGCGGAGGAGGCAGCCUCCACCCUAGCCGGCUCCAUCCACCCAGAGCAGUGUAUCAAGGUGCUGUGUCCCAUCGUCCAGACGGCUGACUACCCCAUCAACCUGGCUGCCAUCAAGAUGCAGACCAAGGUGAUAGAACGCAUCACCAAGGAGUCCCUCCACCAGCUGCUUCCUGAUAUCAUACCAGGACUACUGCAGGUGAGAAUCUGGUCCUGUUUGGCAUUAUGUGAGUGUUUGGUAACACAGUGCAGUCAAAACAUGAUUUUCCUGUGUUUUAUAUAUAUUGCCACACUAUGAGGUUGGAAUAAUACUGUCAAAUUGUGAAAAUUAUGAUAAUGUCCUUUUAGUGUAAGAGCUGUUUGAAAAUACUGCCUGAAAUGUCAGCCUGUUUUGGUGGGAUAGAAUGUUUGCCUGCAUGGUGACCUCACCAGGUGGUAAAUGAGUUAAUAGACAAAUAAGAAAGAGAGUUCCAAACCUCUCUGCCAAUAACAGCUAGUUUUCCCCUCCCCACCCAGACCACUUCCUGACAGUCCUAGCAAAAUUCUUGCUUGAGAAAUUGCUCUUUGCUAAGAAGCUAUUUUUGUAUAUUUUUUACCAUUUUAAUAGAAAACAAUCACAGUAAGGUUCUUAAUUGUUACCCAGAAAUGAUUUGAUAUUGAGAUAAAAACGGCUGCAUUGGACCUUUAACACCAAGGUUGUGGGUUCAAUUUCAGCAUGGAUCAAUAAAAGUGUCUACUAAGUGGCAUAUACACUGCUCAAAAAAAUUAAGGGAACACUAAAAUAACACAUCCUAGAUCUGAAUGAAUGAAAUAAUCUUAUUAAAUACUUUUUUCUUUACAUAGUUGAAUGUGCUGACAACAAAAUCACACAAAAAUUAUCAAUGGAAAUCAAAUUUAUCAACCCAUGGAGGUCUGGAUUUGGAGUCACCCUCAAAAUUAAAGUGGAAAACCACACUACAGGCUGAUCCAACUUUGAUGUAAUGUCCUUAAAACAAGUCAAAUUGAGGCUCAGUAGUGUGUGUGGCCUCCACGUGCCUGUAUGACCUCCCUACAAUGCCUGGGCAUGCUCCUGAUGAGGUGGCGGAUGGUCUCCUGAGGGAUCUCCUCCCAGACCUGGACUAAAGCAUCCGCCAACUCCUGGACAGUCUGUGGUGCAACGUGGCGUUGGUGGAUGGAGCGAGACAUGAUGUCCCAGAUGUGCUCAAUUGGAUUCAGGUCUGGGGAACGGGCGGGCCAGUCCAUAGCAUCAAUGCCUUCCUCUUGCAGGAACUGCUGACACACUCCAGCCACAUGAGGUCUAGCAUUGUCUUGCAUUAGGAGGAACCCAGGGCCAACCGCACCAGCAUAUGGUCUCACAAGGGGUCUGAGGAUCUCAUCUCGGUACCUAAUGGCAGUCAGGCUACCUCUGGCGAGCACAUGGAGGGCUGUGUGGCCCCCCAAAGAAAUGCCACCCCACACCAUGACUGACCCACCGCCAAACCGGUCAUGCUGGAGGAUGUUGCAGGCAGCAGAACGUUCUCCACGGCGUCUCCAGACUCUGUCACGUCUCUCACAUGUGCUCAGUGUGAACCUGCUUUCAUCUGUGAAGAGCACAGGGCGCCAGUGGCGAAUUUGCCAAUCUUGGUGUUCUCUGGCAAAUGCCAAACGUCCUGCACGGUGUUGGGCUGUAAGCACAACCCCCACCUGUGGACGUCGGGCCCUCAUACCACCCUCAUGGAGUCUGUUUCUGACUGUUUGAGCAGACACAUGCACAUUUGUGGCCUGCUGGAGGUCAUUUUGCAGGGCUCUGGCAGUGCUCCUCCUGCUCCUCCUUGCACAAAGGUGGAGGUAGCAGUCCUGCUACUGGGUUGUUGCCCUCCUACGGCCUCCUCCACGUCUCCUGAUGUACUGGCCUGUCUCCUGGUAGCGCCUCCAUGCUCUGGACACUACGCUGACAGACACAGCAAACCUUCUUGCCACAGCUCGCAUUGAUGUGCCAUCCUGGAUGAGCUGCACUACCUGAGCCACUUGUGUGGGUUGUAGACUCUGUCUCAUGCUACCACUAGAGUGAAAGCACCGCCAGCAUUCAAAAGUGACCAAAACAUCAGCCAGGAAGCAUAGGAACUGAGAAGUGGUCUGUGGUCACCACCUGCAAAACCAGUCCUUUAUUGGGGGUGUCUUGCUAAUUGCCUAUAAUUUCCACCUGUUGUCUAUUCCAUUUGCACAACAGCAUGUGAAAUGUAUUGUCAAUCAGUGUUGCUUCCUAAGUGGACAGUUUGAUUUCACAGAAGUGUGAUUGACUUGGAGUUACAUUGUGUUGUUUAAGUGUUCCCUUUAUUUUUUUGAGCAGUGUAUUAUGUUAUUAUAUAGAAUGCGGGUGGAGGGGGCAUUGCGGGGGGAAAGUAGAAACAUCCUUACAGUAUCUGCACAUAUAUCUGUUCAUGUUGAUAUUUGGACUGUGGGAACAGUUAUUUGUACCUGGAAAUGUUUCUAUGUAGGUGUGGAGUUGUGUAUGGAGUGGUGGACAGACGGCAAAAGCCUCAAUCAUAUUAUGACUGCAUAGCAAAAUAAGUGUUUCUCUGUUUUCUUAGAUCUAAAUUUGUUUUAGUUCUGCAGAUGACUUUGUUUAGAACUGUGAAUGCAGGAUUAGGGAAUUUAAAGAAAAUAAAGUUGAAAAAUCCUUGGUAGUUUCUAGGCCUACACCAUAUUUGUUCAUGUUCAUAUUUGGACAGUGGGAACAGUUUGCUUUAUUUAUACCUGGAAAUGUUUGCCUGUACUCGGCCCCUGAGCACACACCUCUGCCACUCCUCCCACGUUCCCAAUGACCUGUGGGCCACUCAGUGUGUAUACGUGUGUGUGUUCACUCUUGUUUCUCCGUCUGUGUCUCCUGCUGGCAGCCUGUCCAUUAAUACUGAUCAUCGGUCUAUCUAUCUGUUCCCAGGGCUAUGACAACACGGAGAGUAGUGUUCGCAAGGCUAGUGUGUUCUGUCUGGUGGCCAUCUACUCCGUGAUUGGAGAAGAGCUAAAACCACACCUGCAGCUACUCACGGGCAGC